Molecule: messenger RNA, 931 nt
Organism: Chrysoperla carnea
Lineage: Eukaryota; Metazoa; Arthropoda; Insecta; Neuroptera; Chrysopidae
Product: E3 ubiquitin-protein ligase RNF185-like
Exons: 4
Coding region: 312-869 (185 amino acids)
Biological process (GO): ubiquitin-dependent protein catabolic process
Cellular component (GO): endoplasmic reticulum
Molecular function (GO): ubiquitin protein ligase activity; ubiquitin-like protein conjugating enzyme binding
Source: RefSeq, a predicted model, not a curated record
UUAAGUAUUAAAAUGUGUUGUCAUUCAUAAAUUUUAAGUAUUCCAUAACAAUAUUUACAGAAAUCAAAUAGUUAAUUAAUAAUUGCAUUACAUUGACCAAAGUCACCAAAAUUUCAUGUGGAAUUAAGUUGAUAACAAAAAAAAAUUCAUAGGUUCAUCAAUUCGUUGUGUGUUAUUAACUUAACGUAUGUGUUGAAAAAAAUUUUGUUCUUUUUUUUUUUAUAUUCAGAAAAAAAUCAUAAUUAAUAAAGAUAAAGUUGAUAAUUAUUUGAUUACUAGUUAAUCUAGAAUAAUAAGCAUUGCGUUUAAUAAUGUCAACCACGAAUGAUACAAAAGCGAAGGAAAAUGAAGGAGCUGGAGGGACAGCUGGUAGCAGCGAAGAAGAGAAAAAAGAUGAUCGAACUUUUGAAUGUAAUAUUUGUUUAGAUACUGCCCGAGAUGCAGUUGUUAGUAUGUGUGGCCAUUUAUUUUGUUGGCCUUGUUUACAUCAAUGGUUAGAAACACAACCAAAUCGUCAAUUGUGUCCUGUAUGUAAAGCAGCGAUAAGCAAAGAAAAGGUUGUGCCAUUGUAUGGUAGAGGAAGUUCAAAACAAGAGGAUCCCAGAGAAAAGGUACCACCAAGGCCGGCUGGUCAGCGUACUGAACCAGAACCGGGUACUGGAUUUCCUGGUUUUGGUUUUGGUGAUGGUUUUCAUUUGUCAUUUGGAAUUGGUGCAUUUCCGUUUGGAUUUUUUACUAUGUUUAAUUUUAAUGAGCCUAGACCAACAGCAGCUCAUCGAGGAACUGCUCAGCAUGAAGAAGAAUUGUAUCUUUCAAAAUUAUUUUUAUAUGUAGCGAUAUUAUUUAUUUGUUGGUUACUUCUGGCAUAGUAAUUCAGUGAGUGAAUUAAAAAAAAAUUAAACGCCAAAAUAUUAGUAAUAUUCAUCUUAAA